Gekko japonicus is the source of this 1136-nucleotide messenger RNA. RefSeq names its product small ubiquitin-like modifier 1 (gene SUMO1). NCBI's taxonomy places the organism in Eukaryota, Metazoa, Chordata, Lepidosauria, Squamata, Gekkonidae. The transcript is spliced from 5 exons. Bases 1 to 351 code for a protein of 116 amino acids. Gene Ontology annotation, cellular component: PML body; nucleus. The record is from RefSeq and is a predicted model, not a curated record. Gene Ontology annotation, biological process: protein sumoylation. Gene Ontology annotation, molecular function: protein tag activity; ubiquitin-like protein ligase binding.
AUGAUCAUUUUGCCUCAGCUGACUCCAGAAGAAGAGUGGCACAUUUCAAGAGGAAAGGAAGUCAAACCUUCAGCAGAGGACUUGGGUGAUAAGAAAGAAGGAGACUACAUUAAACUCAAAGUCAUUGGGCAGGACAGCAGCGAAAUCCACUUCAAGGUGAAAAUGACAACGCAUCUAAAAAAACUUAAAGAAUCGUACUGUCAGAGACAGGGAGUUCCAAUGAAUUCACUCAGGUUCCUCUUUGAGGGUCAGAGAAUUACUGAUAAUCAUACUCCAAAAGAGCUCGGGAUGGAAGAAGAAGACGUGAUUGAGGUUUAUCAGGAACAGACGGGAGGCCAUUCAACAAUUUAGGCUGUUUGCUUCCUCUCCCCCCUCCCCUUUUUUCCCUUUGAUCCUUUUUUAUUUUUAAAUAAUAGUUCUUUUUGUAAUGUGGCAUAUAACACUGAAUUGAAAGCGACCCCCCCCCCCACUCCCCGAACCGGGGUUUUAUUUCCCAAGUGUCUGUUCUGAAUCCUCGUACUCAUCACCCACCUCUCAUUUGUCUCCGUAGUGCUGAACUCUUGUGAUCCUGCUGCAGUUGUACUUCCCCUGUUUUCCCCCGUCUCCUCUUUAGAAAUACACCCACCCACACAAGCGUUUGUGUGUUUUCAAGCACGUUAACAGAUCGGCUCGAUGCGCAGAAGGGUACCUAAUCACUUCCGCAUUUGCCCCAAAGUUUUGAUGCGACUUCUAUUCGUGGAUUUUAAGUCACAAAGGAGAUGGAAGUUCUUCUGAAAUCUACACAAGGAGGAAAGAACGUGUCCUCAGAUUCAGAACUGUUUUCUGUAGCUUUUGCCGAUAGCCUAGAACAGAGAAGUAUCCCAAAUGUUGACGGGGAAAUGUAGGGCUUUCUCCCCCCCCCCCUUUCUGGUAAUAUAAAUUCAAGAUGCUUUUGUCGGAAACAACGUGAAAGAGUCUGCUGAUUUUGCAUCCACAGAAGAGCCUACGAGAGGUCGAAUUUAUAGCAGUUAAUAUGUCACUUUUAUGGGAUAAGAAUUGAUAAUGAUUUGUAUGUUACAAUUUUUGGCCCGGGAUGUGGGUUUUUAAUGGCUGCUGACUGUACCAGCUUCUCAUAAAUAAAACAAAUAUGUAAAGAG